Molecule: messenger RNA, 2058 nt
Organism: Leishmania mexicana MHOM/GT/2001/U1103
Lineage: Eukaryota; Euglenozoa; Kinetoplastea; Trypanosomatida; Trypanosomatidae
Exons: 1
Coding region: 1-2058 (685 amino acids)
Source: RefSeq, a predicted model, not a curated record
AUGACCUCCUCCAACUCACUUGCGGGUGGCACUGGCGACCCGGCAGAGGCAGUAACGCGUCUUCAAGAGGUCCUGCGGGACAUCUGUGCGACGGAGCGACGACAGGAGAAGACGUGGCUGAACGUGCAGCCCUGUGUCCUGAACGCGGUGAAGCUGCUCGCUGCAACAGCGCAAAUGUGCGCUGUACGAGUGCGGCAGCUGGAGGAUGUGCUGCAGCACCUUCAGCAGUACACGACGGUGCUCGUGCGAGAUCGUGAGGUCAAGGAGGAGCGCUAUCGCCUGGAUGCCGCCGCGCACCGCGAGGAAGCAAACGAGUUGUGGAAACGCCUGCUCCGUCUCGAGGCCCAGCAACAGGCACCGUCGCUGCAGAUCGAUCAACGAGUGUCGGAGGCGGUCAAAGCAAGUUGCGAGGCAGUUGUGGAAGCUCGAGUAGCACCGCUUCAGCAGGAGCUGCAGGGCCUCCGGCACCGGCUGAAGACGUUGGCGCUCUCACGUCCACACUCUUCCCACGACAACCGUCACGUGCGCUCGAGCAGCGUCUCCUCCAACUCUUCCACAUUGACGGUGAGGGACAACUAUUACGCUGGGGGCGAUGACGUGGCCGCCUCACAGCACCGCCACCACUCGGCCGCCUCGUCCUCUAGCACCUUCUCUUCCUCAUCGCUCACAUCUUCGACAGCAUCUUCGCUUGGCCGGCACGAGCAGUGCCCUCGAAGAGGUAGAGUCGCCACGACAAGUGCACCUGCGUCAGCGACUGCUGACGCUUCUCCCAGCAUGCAGAAGAUGAUGCGCGAGGUGCAGCGGGUGCGGCGACAGUGGCAGCAGUUUCUGCAGUCUGUGCCGUCCGCAUUGGUCCAGGGAAAGGGUCCGUGCGAAGGCCGCCUUCGCUGCCGCGACACCAGGGGCUCCUCCAGUCGUCGGCGGUCGCGCCUGACAUCAAAAAGCAGCCGCCUCGACUUGGCGGGUGGGCUCAGUGACGUGACGAGGGCGAACGGGGAGGUCAUGGAGAGCAUUCGAGGCGUUCUACCGCAGCCGUUUCAUGUCCUGGCACAUCCUUCACCCUUUUCUUCACCGACGGAUGCUGUGCUUCCCAAGUGUUCGUCUGGUCCGACGCGUGCGCGGAGUGGCGCGAGAGCCGCCGAGCCCUCCUCUGCGCUGCCAGCCUCCGGACGCCGGAUUCGGUGGUACUGGUUGGGGGAUGCACAUAGUCACUUCUCCACGGCCAUCCGCCGCGCAGAGAAGGACGUCGCCGCCGCGAAACUGCUCAGCGAGCGACCGCAGCCGGCGCUGAGCGGGGUGAGUCCGGCGCUUCCGUGGACGGAGUGUCACGCCUUUGACGGCCGUACGGACUGCUGGUACAGUCUGGGGACGUGGGCGAACCACCGGCGCCACCUACGAGAGGUGGAGCUGGCGGUAGAGGAGGGCACAAGCAGGAACAGCGGUGACGUUCGGCUGGGCUGGCUGAGAUGGACGUCGUCUCUCGCCAGCUGGCCCGACACGUCAACGAUGCUCGUGCAUAGGGCCGGCAUCUACAUGGUGCGUGUGUGUCUUGUGCGUCACUGCGCAUCGGCGAGCCUGUGCAGCGGGGCAGGCCGCGCAGAGUCUGUCGGCCGCGACUGCGACAGCGGUGGUGCGCUAACGCUCUGUAUGAACGGUGCCGCGGUGGGCGGGUUGCGGGAGGUGGUCACGCACACGCUUCUUUACACUCACCCUGCCGCCUCUCCUACCGAGGCUGCCGCACCGUGGCAGGUCACGCGAGGCAGAUCGCGCAGUACCUGUGCUUCUGCAGGCAACUUUUGCGCUGCCUUUGACAGUGUUGCGCACUCGCCCGCAUCCGCAUCCCCUGCCAGGUCACCCUCGCGGCGCCGCUUCCACGGUGGCAUCGCCGACGCGACUCAGCGCCAGCGGCCCUGCUGCGAACCAGCACAGCUGCACACGAACACUCUCACCGCCUGUCUCUUCUUGCCGGCGGGUGCGGCGCUGCAGGUGCGCUGCCGCGGCCUGCACAACACGAGAACGAUUCACGAAGCCUUCUGUGAGCUCGAGUACGUCGUGUGA